AUGAUUGAUCGCAAAUUGAUCGUCAUCUCUACUACUUACAAGUCCGUUCACCAAAGAAGACAUACGGAAUCACGGACGGUGUCGUUGUCGACCCACAAAGAACUCAACGCUAACGACUUCUUCAGCAACACCGACUUGCUCUUGAAAAUAUUUGAUUAUCUUUUGUGGGAUGACGAUGACGAGCUAAGUAAACUCGGACAACGCAAUAGCGUGCAAGCAUGCCCUAGCGCAGGCAGCAGUGACAUGCAAAACUUUAGAUCGCCUCUGGUCCUUCGAGGACCAACCGACUGGUCCCGCUUCGACUUCUACGCCAACCGCGUCAAAAACUUCAGCUACAUCCGUGACCCAGACCACCUCGACAUCGCACUGCACGUCUACUUCCGCAUCGCCCAACUCCUCCCCUCACCCAUCCUCCUCCCCUCCCUCCAAUACAUCCGCUGUCCAUCCAUCAGCUCAAAUGAUUUUCUCAUCUCUGGCAUAUGUCUCUCUCUCUCCCCGUCUUUGGUAGCAGUCGAGAUUAGGGAGAUUACAAGUGUGGAAGAUAAAUUGUGUGGGACUUUUUUGUAUACGCUUUUGAAUGAUGGUGCGGAGUUGGUGAAGAUUAUACUGAGGGGAGAGGGCCUGGGGAAGGAAUCGAUGGCGCUAAUACCUCGUUUUGAGAAGCUGAGGGUGUUGGAACUUGGAGGAAUGGGCGACUCUCUGAGUUUGCCGUGGUUGGAACGCGUUGGGGCACUGUCGGCGCUUACAGACCUCGACUUGGAUUUCAUAGACUCACCAAUACUCCCCUUGGCGAAAACCGUAGGCUUCAAACACCUAAGGAGUCUAUCCAUCUCCGCAUCGCUCCCAUUCAUCCUGUCGUUCGUUGUCAACAUAUCAACGGACCAACUAGACACCUUUGUCUGCCUCUCACCCCCUGAACCAGGGUUCGACAUGAAACUUUUGUUUGAGGACGUCGUUUCGCGCUGGCCUAGCUCCUUACGAUGUUUCGGGCUCAGAUUAACACCGGAGGACACGGAGGCGGAAGAGAAGUUACCUCUCGACACAUUAAAGCCUUUAUUCCCUUUACACAAUCUCCGCAUGCUCAGUCUACGUGGAUACCUUAUGGAUAUCAGCGAUGACCUGAUGGAAGAGUGGGCGAAGACCUGGCAAACUUGA
Molecule: messenger RNA, 1155 nt
Organism: Laccaria bicolor S238N-H82
Lineage: Eukaryota; Fungi; Basidiomycota; Agaricomycetes; Agaricales; Hydnangiaceae
Exons: 2
Coding region: 1-1155 (384 amino acids)
Source: RefSeq, a predicted model, not a curated record